AUGGCCGAAAAGACUGUCACGUUUGAAGAGUUCCAGGCGCACCAACAACGCGAAAACUUGUGGAUCCUACUCCACGGCAAAGUGUAUGACGUGGCAAAGUUCCUCGACGAGCAUCCUGGAGGAGAAGAGGUUAUCGUAGCUGAAGCUGGAAAGGACGCGACAGAGUCGUUUGAGGACGUAGGCCAUUCGGACGAGGCUCGAGACCUGCUCAAGGGCAUGUUGGUCGGGACCUUUGCAGGAAGCGAGAAGCUAAAAUCUGCACCUGUUCCCACGCAUACUCCCGGUUCAACACCCAAAGUCGUGAAUAACAGCGGACCAGGGACCGUCGCAUUCCUCGUUCCUCUUGCUUGUCUGGGAGCGUACUUUGCCUACCGUUAUUACGGUGCAUGA
Molecule: messenger RNA, 390 nt
Organism: Serendipita indica DSM 11827
Lineage: Eukaryota; Fungi; Basidiomycota; Agaricomycetes; Sebacinales; Serendipitaceae
Source: the annotation of a GenBank genome assembly